This is a messenger RNA of Bacillus rossius redtenbacheri, 925 nucleotides long. RefSeq lists its product as uncharacterized. The transcript is spliced from 2 exons. The record is from RefSeq and is a predicted model, not a curated record. Lineage: Eukaryota; Metazoa; Arthropoda; Insecta; Phasmatodea; Bacillidae. The coding region runs from base 179 to 607 and encodes 142 amino acids.
UGUCCUUGGUGUGGAGAGGAUUUGGAAACUGCUCGCUGUUUCACCAGUUGAUCAGCCAGUGAACACACCAUCAUCUCUGCAAUGCUCGCAGUUGAAGACGAAUCUUGGUGGCCAUCAGCCAGGAGGGACGGGCACGGACGCCUGUCAGCACCACCACCACCAGUGGAGCACGGCGAGCAUGGACAGCGCCCAGCGACCGGCGUCGCUGCCGAAGGAGCGUCUGGACGGGGUUCCCCCUUGGCUGAGGGCGCUGGCGUGGCAGCGGAGGUCCUCCGGGUGCAGGUCGACGAUGGGGACGAGCUGGCCCGUCCUGGGGUCGGCGCAGGAGGCCUCGCGCGCGCGCCGCUGCAGCUCCUGCGCUGCGUCCAGCCGCACCGUGUGGAUCUGCAUGGUCUCCCGCAGCCAGCGGCGCAGCCAGUGGCCCAGCCACACCAGGUCGCAGUCGCAGGCCCACGGGUUGCCUCGCAGCACCAGUCCGCCUGCAAAGCGACACGCCGACCGAUCAGCGCUGGAUCCCAGGCACGUCUUUGGAAGGGAAACACUGUCGUGUUGGAAUGUGAAUAUGCACUUGGUACAGCGAUCUCAUUGCCCAUUUAAUACAGUAUAGUAAUGACCCUUGAUUUCAUUCAAAUAAACAUAUGAUAAAACAUUCCAAAUAACUUUUUAAAACUAUGUAUGUUAGUGUCAUUUUUUAAAAUUUAUUUCUACAGAAAUAUCAAGAAUUUUAUAAUAACACAUAUAUUAAUUGUGUACACUAAAGUUACAUAAUAUGAAAACGUAAAAAAAAGUGGGACUUUCCCUUCUUACAAUUUAGGUUUGCCUCCGGCAAAAAACUAUUCCUGUUUUUAAGACUGAGUUUACUGAAUAAAAAAAAAAUAAAAAAAAUAUGAUGAACUGGAAGACGUAAUGUCAUAAAAUCAAGUUU